AAUUUGGCAACUUUCGCGAACAGUGAUAAUUUUUAUAUUUUCUGCACAAAUUUAUUUCCGCGAAUGGUGCCCAUUGUCAUUUUUGUGAAGAUCUGUUUUCGUGAAAGCAGAAUAAAAAUGCAAAAUUCGCAAAAAUUAACCUCGCCACUAAUAAAUUUCGGGUAGAAUGUAACUGGUUUGCUUUAGUGUAAAAAAAGAAAUGAACAAGCAAUAACCGUGGUUUAGGUAAUUUGCUAAAGAUUUUUUCGCAAUUUAUAAUGUGGAAGUUAUUUACUUUUUAGGUUAUUUUUCGCAUUAUGAAAUACACGCCUUUAAUAUCCUUGGGUUCGUUAACAUUAGCAUCAAAAGAUUUUCGAAAUCUUGUUCUGAUGUACGUUUACAGUAAGGAAGGUUCUGAUAGAGUCGUUCCGGCAAUCAAGGGCGUUGCGGAUGCGGACGAUCUGGCUUCGGUUGAAUAUCAAAACGAGUCGAAAAGGUGUCACGAACACUAUAAACAGCUAGGAAUUAUGCUGAAGCGAUCCACUUGCUUGUUUUCUACAAGAGAAAGACUGGCACAAGUUGGGAAAAUUCUUGACAAGUUACGAGAUUCCCAUGUAAAAAUAUGCACUGAACUUGGAAGUGAUUUGGCGUAUAGUUGUUAUGGUAUUUUCCUCCAUGCUUUUAUUGCUGGAUGGGAGGACGAUGAAAAAGUGAAAGCUUUCCAAGCAAUUAAAGGUGCUUCACUUUUGGAGGAAAGGAUUGUACAUGUGAUGAAAGCUAAACCUGGAAAUCUAUCUGGAUACGAAAGAUAUGUUCGUGUUUUUUGCAAAGAAAUUUUCUUGAACAGAUCAUGCCCUUCUGAUAUAUCGUUUUGGAUCGCACAGAUUUUAAAACCAUAUCCUAUUUGCUUUCAAGCCAGGUUACUGUAUAUCCUGUUUGGUCCUUGUGAUUCUGAGAGUGAAAAUAUCAGUUGGGAACAAAUGACGGUGUCGUCCGAAAUGGCUGUGCAAGAUUUAAUGGAAUUAGCCAAAGGAAUACAAGUAUUACAAGAUGAUGCACGUGGUUUAUGGAGUGCAGAUGAUCUUAUCAGUCUUUUUGAAGAAAUGACCACAAUCGCAAGAGAAUGGGAUAUUGAAAACGUUGCAAUCCUUUUAAAGUUUUGUGGAGAUUCUAUGUGUUGUGAAGUGUUAGGAAACAAAGCUGUGAAUGGCCGAAUGACUGAACUGGCUUACCUACUUUACUACACCUGGCAGUAUUGCAGUCGUGUAAACCAAUCGAGUAUGUACAUAAAGAAGGAGCAAGAAUGGUUCAUUGCUUUGAUCCAACACCUUAGUAAACUACUUCCGCGAGCCAAAGAUCACACAGACCUAAUAAAUCAGAUUUUUUCUAUAUAUGAAGAAGGCAUGAUAGAUAUCUUAGAUGAUCAAGCGCAUAUUCCUGUUAAUGAAUACGAUACGAUAAAGGUUUUUUCCCCUUGGUUUAACCAUUUUACUACAGAUCAUGCUUAUGAUUAA
Messenger RNA from Hydractinia symbiolongicarpus, 1493 nucleotides. Its product is annotated as F-box only protein 47-like. NCBI's taxonomy places the organism in Eukaryota, Metazoa, Cnidaria, Hydrozoa, Anthoathecata, Hydractiniidae. The coding region runs from base 297 to 1493 and encodes 398 amino acids. The transcript has 9 exons. The record is from RefSeq and is a predicted model, not a curated record.